Molecule: messenger RNA, 1818 nt
Organism: Purpureocillium lilacinum
Lineage: Eukaryota; Fungi; Ascomycota; Sordariomycetes; Hypocreales; Ophiocordycipitaceae
Source: RefSeq, a predicted model, not a curated record
AUGGCCCUCACGGAACUGGUGUUCUUGCACUUCAAUGACGUUUACCACAUUUCCAAGCAAGCAAGAAUCGCCCGGUUCUGGACACAAUUACAAUUGUAUCGCAAGAAAUACGCCCAUUUAACGCCUUACACCAUAUUCAGCGGCGAUGUGUUUUCACCUUCUUUGGAGGCCUCGAUCCUUCGAGGCGCCCACAUGGUGCCUCUGCUGAGGGAGCUGAAGAUUGACCUCGCCUGCUAUGGGAAUCACGACUUCGACUUCGGCGAACAACGAUUGUCUGAGCUCACCGCAGAGACGAAUUUUCCCUGGCUGUUGUCCAAUGCAUUUCGGCGCAGCAGCCGCAGCAAUGAGUCCGACAGCUGCAACGGAACGGACCGAGGCCAUAGCGAUGGCCGUCUCCUUGCCGGUGCCGUCAGGUACCACACGGCCGUCUUGCAGGGCUUCAAGGUGGGCUUUUUUGGCCUCGCCGGGACCGACUGGCCUUCAAACUGUCGAGAACUCCCUCACUGCACUAUCGCGUCGCCGGUCGACGUGUCACGAGCGUGCGCCCGCCAUCUUCGCCAAACUGCAAAAUGCGAUUUCGUCGUCGCCCUCACCCACAUGCGCCUGGCCGAGGACAUCGAAGUGUCAGAGGCACUUCGCACAGGACCCCCGCAGGAGCGCGUCGACCUAUUGUUGGGCGGUCACGACCACGAGCUGCUCCGGCGCUACGGCGGAGAGGUCUCCGCUCAAGGCAAGAACCCAAUGGUCAUAGACUGCAGCCAAUCCAGGCAAGAUGGCCUGAAAGGCCCCUUGGGCGAGGUCCCGGAGGCACGUGGUGGCAUCAGGAUCGUCAAGAGUGGCUCUGACUGGCGCUCCCUGUCCUGCGUGCGACUGCACGUCGGUCGCACGCCUGAGGGUGUCGCCACGCUGCAGUCCGUUGCCGUGGAGCAAAUCUUGGACCUGGCAGCCAUUCAACUUGACCCAGAUGCUCUCUCGGACAGUGAAACGCGCGUGAGGGAGUGCCUCCAGGGCGUCAACGAUCGCAUCGACGAGCUCGGUGCCGACCCUCUCGUGCAGACGACCGUCGAUCUCGAGGGCACAGGCACUAUCAUUCGUUCGUCAGAGUCGAACUUGGGGAACAUGCUGGCUGACAUCGUGCGCGCAUAUUAUCUGGUCGACAUUGCUCUCGUCAACAGCGGCAGCAUUCGCUGCGACAAGGUCAUCCGAGCCACGGCCUCUGAAUCACAACCGUCUGGAUCAGGUAAACCCUUGACAGUACGGGACUUGAUAGAGAUUCUUCCAUUUGACAACGCGCUCAUGGUCAAGCGCGUCACCAGCGACGUUUUGUUAGAGGCUCUAGAAAAUUCCUUCUCCGAUGCGCACACCGACGGACGGUUCUUCCAGUACGCAGGCCUCAAUGUUGUCGCUGACUGGAGGAAGCCGGAAGGCAGCAGGGUCCUAGAAGCUUGGGUCUGCCCGAACAGAACAAAGCCAGAAACUCGGAGUCGUAUUUGCCGAGGAGAUGGUCGCAGCGUCACGGUCGCCAUGAUUGCCUUCAUCGCAGAGGGGUUCGACGGCUAUACCUGCUUCAAGGACCAAGAAACAUUGGUCACCGAGGAAGGCGCUAUCACCGACACGCAGCUACUGUUACGUACCCUCGGAUAUGGGCAUGACGAAGAGAUGAAUAACCAUGACGAGGCAGUGGACGAGGACGAGGCCCGUUUUACGAGGGCGCGCGAGCACGUUGUCACGAAGUGGGAUCGUCUCGGCCUACCAAUUGUAUCACCAGUCAUUGAGGGACGCAUAAUCACGAAAGGCGGCCGGUCAGUGUUGACGUAA